Messenger RNA from Plenodomus lingam JN3, 582 nucleotides. NCBI's taxonomy places the organism in Eukaryota, Fungi, Ascomycota, Dothideomycetes, Pleosporales, Leptosphaeriaceae. The record is from RefSeq and is a predicted model, not a curated record.
AUGUCAGAUGUCUUAUGCGGUAUCUGCAAUCUCGAGCCCAAGAAAUAUACAUGCCCAACAUGCGCCAUGCCAUACUGCUCGCUAGCAUGCUUCAAACCUCAUAAGCUCGCCCACCCCGUCAGCGACGAACCAACUCAGCCCAAAAUAUACGUCCCCUCUCUACCCCAACCACCACCGCCUGCGCCAACACCACGCUACCUCAAGCCUCAAACCGACUUCUCGGCCCUGGUCACCAAUCCUAAGUUUCAAGACCUUCUCAAGUCUCACCCCACACUCCUCACCACCCUCCAACGCAUCUACGCCAAAACGAUUGAGCCUGAUCCUGACGACGAAGUGCGACCGUUUCGACAGUCGUUCAGAGGUAGAGGUAGUAGGGGGAGAGGAAGAGGCGGCCGAUGGGGUGGACAUAACGACCGUCCAGCAAAGUGGACCCCAAAGAAGGGUGAUGCGGAUGCAAUGGGGUUGAUGAAAGGGAUACGGGAGGGCAAGGGAAGGGACAAAGAAAAGGAGGGCUUGGCAGAUUUCUUGCUGCUGGUCGAGGACAUGUUUGGGGAGGGGGACAAGAUGGACGAGGGGGCCUGA